Molecule: messenger RNA, 627 nt
Organism: Oikopleura dioica
Lineage: Eukaryota; Metazoa; Chordata; Appendicularia; Copelata; Oikopleuridae
Source: the annotation of a GenBank genome assembly
AUGAAAGGAGCAACGACCGAUGAAGACAUUGACUCCGAAGGGAUGGUCAGUGAUGUCGAAAAAACUAUCAAUAAACAGAAAAUAGUCUUGAAAGGAGAAAUGGCUUCUAUUAUUGAUAAAAAGCUAGACCAGAAGAUAAUCGAGCACCAAAAGGAAAUAAAGCAAUUGCAAGCAGUUAUCCACAAUUUGAGAACGCAGAAUCGCGACUUUAGCAAGAAAGCUGACAAGAAAUUGAAACUGUUGAACAUGUCUGUCGACCAAAUGAAUCAGUUAACAGAAGAUAUUCAAACGCUUAAAAAAAAGACCGACAAGCUUGAAGAUGAGUGCCAAGAAAUCCGUGACAAAUUUGAAAAUGCAUCCACAAAGAUUUCCAGCAAUUUGACAAAUCUGAGCGAUCUGGUACACACGAAGACGGCCGAACACGAGGCCGUGUUCAGCGACGUCCAAGGUGUAAGAGAAGACAUGGAAGCGCGAAACAACGCUGUUGACGCCAACUUGAAAAAGAACCAGGAAAUCGUGGACAGACAACUUCUCUUGCUCAAAGAAAAAAUGCUCAUUUCGAUAGACGACGCCAAGGCAGAAGCCAUCGAAGUCAGAAAAGAGAAGGGCGGCUGUGUCAUUAUGUGA